UUUUUUUUUUUUUUCCUCAAAAGCCCCUCAAAUUCUUCAAAUAUAUUCUUUUCACAUUUUUCUUUCAGCUGAACAUACUGUUUCAGUUCAUAUAUUUCCCAAAAAAGUUUCCCUAGAUCCAUAUUUUCCCGCCCAAAAUUAGUUGCUAAAACUUUCCCAUCUUUAUUACAGCUAUACCAAAAAAAAAAAAAAAACACACACACACAAUUACCACGUGUAAAAAAAAUUCUGUUUUUUUUUUUUUUUUUUGUUUGUUAACUUCUUUGUGUUGAUAAUGCAAUUUUUUGUGGUAUGUCUACUAGUGUAAAACUCAAUGGUAGAUUAUGAUAAUGUGAAGCUAUUGUUCUUAGAAAUUCUUACUAUAUUUUCCAAAAAAGUUAGUGGAACUUUAUUUUAUAGACCAUUACCACCGAUGUUAGGUAAUGGAAAAUCAAUUGAUUUAUUCAAACUUUACUCACUUGUUAGACAAAAUGGUGGGUAUGAAAGAGUUUGUGAAAAUAUGUUAUGGGGUUUAGUUGCUAAUAAUUGUGGGUUUCAUUUGAGUUAUGGUUUAGCUGUUAAGUUGGUUUAUGUUAAGUAUUUGGAUGUAUUAGAAAGAUGGAUGUUAAGAAUCAAGAAAAUGGAUAAAAAUGAAGUGCAAAAAUGUGAUUUGAGUGAUGUUGAGUUGGAUUUGAAGGAGAUUUUAGCGAAAAUUUCGGAUAAAAAUGUGAAUUUGGGUGGUUUUGAUGGGUUGAAUGGAAGUAGUAGUGAGAAAUUUGAUGGUAAAAGAAAUUUGGUGAGAUUUGGAGAAAGUACAAAUUUGGUGAAAUUUGGAGAAAGUACAAAUUUGGGUGACUUUGAUGUUGGCUUAAAUGAAGGUACUGGGAAAUUUGAUGGUAAAAAUGGUUUGGUGAAAUUUGGAGAAAAUGCAAAUUUGGGUGAUUUUGAAAGUACUGAGAAAGUUGAUGGUAAAAGAAAUUUGGUGAAAUUUGGAGAAAAUACAAAUUUGGGUGAUUUUGAUGACUUGAGUGGAAGUACUAUUGAGAAAUUUGAUGGUAAAAGAAAUUUGGUGAAAAAUACAAAUUUGGGUGAUAUCGACGAAAAUAGGAGUGUUCUGCAUGGGAGAGAUGACUUGUUAACGAAGUCGAGUGUGGUUGAGGAAGAUUGUGUUAGUAGGAAGAGGAAGAGAGAGUCUUGUUUGGAUUUGGUGAAGUGGGUUGGUGAAGUUGCAAAGAAUCCUUGUGAUACUGCUAUAGGUAUUUUGCCGGAUAGGUCUAAGUGGAAGGAUUAUGGGAAUGAAGUGGUGUGGAAGCGGGUUUUGUUGCUGCGCGAUGAAAUGCUUUUGAAAAGGGACGGGGUGGAUUCAUGUGCACAAUAUUCGAUACGGCAGAAGAUGCAUCCAUCUAUGUAUGAUGAUAGUUCUGGUUCUGGAAGAUUAAGAUGCAGCCAGCGAGUCCUAUCUGCAAAAGAUCCUCUGAAAAAGAGGUGUGCACUGCUGUUUUCUGUGUCAUCUUCAAGUUCUCAUAGUGAUGAGGAUCAGGUCGAUGGAGCAACCGACUCAUCUGCAGAGUCAGAAAUUUGUUUUUGGUGGAAGCAGCGCAAAAAGAGAAUACCAGUUGGGCCACAGUUUCAAACAGAUGUUCCUGAAUGGAUUGAGGAGAACUAUGAAACUGACCCUAAAUGGCUGGGCACCCAAAUCUGGCCACUAGACAAACGAGUAAAAAAGAGAACGUUAAUUGACAGAAAUCCUAUUGGGAAAGGAAGGAAAGAUAUCUGUGGCUGCCAAUCUCCAGGUUCUUAUGACUGUGUCAAGCUUCAUAUUUUCGAGAAAAGGAGGAAGGUUAAGAUUGAUUUAGGAUCAGCCUAUUAUCAGUGGAAAUUUGACUCUAUGGGUGAAGAAGUUGCACUUUCUUGGUCAAGAGAAGAAGAAAGGAAGUUUCAGGAUAUAGUGAAGUCGAACCCUUUGUCUGAGGAGAAGAGUUUCUGGAAGGAGAUUUUUAAGUUCUUUCCAAACAAAAGCAGGGAGUCUUUAGUAAGCUACUACUUUAAUGUCUUCCUUCUAAGGCGCAGAAGCGAGCAGAAUAGGACUAAUGCCGGUAAUGUUGACAGUGAUGAUGAUGAAUCAGAAUAUGGACCUAGAUUUAAUUGUUUCGGUAGGGAUGCUACGUUCUCCAUCUUUCGUUCCCCAAAGAAAAGCACGUCCGGAUCGGAGGUAGUACAUAAAUCUUGAUUAUGGUCAUGGAAGUUUCCAGAACUGUAAAUUGCCAGAGUUAUAUUGGAAAGUAUUUCUUUUACAACUGCAGAUAUAUGAUUUUGUCGUGGAAUUGUACAUUUUUUUUUUUGGGUCAGUGAAUUUUGGAGGUUGAACGGAGUUUCAAGGAUAUUGGUUUUUCUCUGUUUCUUCGCCUGAGCAGCACAGCUUCUCCCGUCGUUUUGAUCACAAACAUGUGUAGGAAUGUUGCUUUACAUUAACAAGUUCUUGAAUUAGUGAAGUACUCAAAAGUACAGCGCAACAAGAUUGUAAGGAGCACUGUCUUGCUUAACAGCAAAACAUUUUUGUAAGUUGAUGUACACAUGCUGUACUUCCUGAUAUCCUCAUUGUUUAAUGAGGUUAUAUUUUCCAACUCUCUUGCCUUUACUUCUGUGCUCAUCUGAAGCCUUUGAAUAGCCUUUUUAUUUA
Lycium ferocissimum is the source of this 2659-nucleotide messenger RNA. RefSeq names its product AT-rich interactive domain-containing protein 2-like. The transcript has 2 exons. Gene Ontology annotation, molecular function: DNA binding. Bases 314 to 2209 code for a protein of 631 amino acids. The record is from RefSeq and is a predicted model, not a curated record. NCBI's taxonomy places the organism in Eukaryota, Viridiplantae, Streptophyta, Magnoliopsida, Solanales, Solanaceae.